ACUUGCUUUCUAAGGGGCAAUCGGGUGUGGGUGGAGGUGGCUAUAUAUGUUGACUGAGGCUCUGAUGGCUUCAGUAUCUUACUCAGACACACAUCAUGAAGAUCGUCGCUUUUGCUGUGCUGUUCGCCGUGGCUGUCGCCGCCCCCCAGUAUGGUGACUCUCCCCGCUAUGACUCGAAUGAGAUCCCCAUCUUGAGGGACGACCGUGUCCACGAGGAAGACGGCAGGUACAACUUCGAUUUUGAGACUGGCAACGGUAUCGUUCUGUCCCAGUCUGGCUCUCCCACCGGCCCUGAAGGAGCUGUGGUCAAGGCUGGACAAUACUCCUACACUGCUCCUGACGGCACUCCCGUCGUUGUGAAGUUCGUCGCCGACGAGAACGGCUACCAACCUGAAUCUAACCUGCUGCCAGUGGCUCCCGAGUUCCCCCACCCAAUCCCUCAGUUCGUGCUGGACCAGAUCGCCUUCGCUGCUACAGAGGAACCUCGCCGCUACAGCUACGAUGAUUAAAGAUUUUCGGGUGAUAGGAGGUCCAUUGCGGAGGACGCUGCCUGCACCCUGACGCAGACAUGGUGCGCUAAAUAAAUUUGUACUCGUUAAUGAUUAAAUAUUAGAGGUGUGUGUGUGUGUGUGUGUGUGUGUGCUAUAAACUACUUCUUUUUUAAUAUAUUAAGAAGUGUGUGUUGUGUGAAUAGUGUGUAUUAUGUUCAUAACACAUUAUAAAUAAAUCUAAGUCGGUG
Messenger RNA from Homarus americanus (American lobster), 739 nucleotides. Its product is annotated as cuticle protein AMP1A-like. NCBI's taxonomy places the organism in Eukaryota, Metazoa, Arthropoda, Malacostraca, Decapoda, Nephropidae. Bases 96 to 509 code for a protein of 137 amino acids. The record is from RefSeq and is a predicted model, not a curated record. Gene Ontology annotation, molecular function: structural constituent of chitin-based larval cuticle. The transcript has 3 exons. Gene Ontology annotation, cellular component: chitin-based extracellular matrix.